CAUCAGUCGUGCUCGGAACUUACCAGUGCAGUCAGCUACACAACGGACAACGCAAAACCACGGCAGCAAGAGGGCAGACAAGGACGAGCAACGGAGCCUUCAAACUUGCUUGCUGACUCCGACAAGCUGCCACCAGCUCUGGCGAUGGGAAGCUGCAGCUCUAAAGCGCGCCGGCGGCGGCUGGCAGCGCUCGCCGCGCCCGUCCCCGCGCCCGUCGCCUGCCCCUGCGCGGCGGCCGCCCCCGCCCGCGCCCAAGGCUACGCCCACCUCCGCACGUACGGCCAUCCGCGCCCACCGCCGGGCACAGCUGCUGCCGCUGCUGCGGAGCCGGCAGGCCCGGGCGCCGCACCUGCUGAUGGCCCCGCAGCCAUCAAGGGCGCCGGCCCCACCGCCGCUGGCCUUGGUGCCGGUGCCGUCGCCGCCGGCGGCCCCGGAGGCGCCACAGGCGGCCCCGCCGCGGCCGACGACAUCGACGUGAUCAGCGUGUACACCGCCUACAGCCCCAGCCAGCUGAGGGACAAGAACAAGGCCAUGCAGCAGCAGCAGCAGCAGCAACACGACGGCUACAGCCACGGCCACGGCUGCAGCCACGGCCACUGUGGCCCGCCGUCGGGUCACACCUCGUCACCCUCAUCCCCCGGCGGCGGCAGUAGCAGCGCGCCAGACCCGGACGCCGGCGCCGGCGGCGCCGCCAGGGCUGGUUAUCUGGUUGAUGGUUAUCUAGUUGAUGGUGGUCUGGACGAUGGCGACGACAGCCACCGCCACGGCGACGGCAACGAACUGGUUGGCGAGGGGCACGGCGGCCGCCGGCGCCGCCACCACUGCCGCCAUCGCCACCGCCGCCACCACCGGAGCGGCGAGGGCGCUGAGGCCACCCAGGGCGCCGGCGGCAGCAGCAGCGCCGCGCAGCAGCAGGGGCAGCAGGGCCAGCAGCCGGAGGACGCCCUGUCGACGCCGCCGCCAGCGACUGUCGCCGGCGGCGGCAGUGGCGGCGGCGGCCCAAACCAGAUGGCACCGCUUGUGACGAAGAAGAGGACGAGUGGCGGGCACGGCAGCCGCAGCAGCUACAGCAACAGCGGCAGCAGCAGUGACGGCGGCGGCAGCGAGGCGGGCGGUGGCGGCGGCGGCGGCGUAUACGACUGGGACACACCGUACAGCCGUACCCGCAGUGACCAGGUGCCGCUGCUACAGCCGCCGCCGGAGGCGGCGGCAGCGGCGCCGCCGCCGAGCCCGCCGCCGCCGCCGCCGCCGCAGGUGCAGAUGUACAGCGGAGGUGGUUGCGGUGGCGGGGGCAGUAGCAGCGGGGCUGCCGCUGAUGUUGCUGGGACGCCGCAGCCGCAGCCGCAGCAGCAAGGGCCGGUGAUGGGCAUCCCUGUGCCGGGCUACCCACGCUACUACCCGGCUGUGCCCACGCACACAGCCUUCGUGGGCGGCAGCGGCGGCAGCAGCAGCGGCAACACCGUGCGAGGCGUUCCGGGGGACCUCGGCAGUGGCUCCGCCGCCGCCGCCGCCGCCGCCGCCGCCGCCGCCGCCGCCGCGCCCGGCAGCAACAGCUAUACCGCCCGCCCGCCCACCACAGCCGGCGCAGCUGGCACGUGCGCUGGUGCUGCCGACAAGUGAGACGCACAGCAAAAUAGAGGCAGCCGCACCCGCCGGGGCGGAUGUACAAUCACAACGCAGUAGACAAAGUUGGGGUUGCUAGACAGGAACUGGGAGUCGUGUAACGAAAACCGCUAGCUAGGGCUUCAGCGCUGCAGUACCCGUGCCGUCGGCGGUGCGCCCCACAGCAUGCCACAGACAGUACCGUUGUGUUCGUCCUGAGGGGUUUCCAGGUAGUAGAAGGUGUGCCGGAAGGAGCUGUUGGAAGGAUGUGCCACAGUGUGUGUGCUGAACAAACGGUGUGCUGUCACGCUUUCGUGGCGUUUGGCUGGCUAUCUGGCUGGCUGGGGACAUUAGGAGCGGUGCGUUGGCAGCAAGCUCGGGGCUGGAGGUAGCCGACUGAGAGGUAUCGAGCCGCCGGCGAAAUGGAGGUAGCCGACUGAGAGGUAUCGAGCCGCCGGCGAAACGGAACGUGCAGUGUA
Chlamydomonas reinhardtii is the source of this 2081-nucleotide messenger RNA. RefSeq lists its product as uncharacterized. The record is from RefSeq and is a predicted model, not a curated record. The coding region runs from base 145 to 1620 and encodes 491 amino acids. Lineage: Eukaryota; Viridiplantae; Chlorophyta; Chlorophyceae; Chlamydomonadales; Chlamydomonadaceae. The transcript has 4 exons.